Molecule: messenger RNA, 12074 nt
Organism: Oncorhynchus masou masou (cherry salmon)
Lineage: Eukaryota; Metazoa; Chordata; Actinopteri; Salmoniformes; Salmonidae
Exons: 17
Coding region: 332-6691 (2119 amino acids)
Biological process (GO): regulation of transcription by RNA polymerase II
Molecular function (GO): DNA-binding transcription factor activity; RNA polymerase II cis-regulatory region sequence-specific DNA binding
Source: RefSeq, a predicted model, not a curated record
ACGUAUGUUUGCGGAAGAACAAGAAGCAGACCAAGAAAUGCAAUUGCGCACGCAUUUCCCAUAUUGUUGCCAGUUAUCAACAUCUACGGAUUGUUUAUCGCACAUUAGCUUGGAAAUUGUUCACCCGCACAAUAGGUGGCGAAAUGCACAUCAAGUUAUUGCAAACGACAUUAUACCAUAGAAGAAGAAGAAGGAUUGCACGUAUCUUCCGCUUCACUACAUUGUUGUCAUUUAUAGACAUAUACGGAUUGUUUAUUGCACAUUAUCUUGGAUAUUGAAUACUAUUUACUUCACACAGGGAAUACGCAUCUGUAAUUUUGGGUUGGACAAGAUGGCAAGCUGCAAUUUCCAGGCACAGUUGGUAUCCAUUCUGGAGGUAUUGGCUAAAGCAGCUGUAGCAGAAAUAAACAAUCGUGUAGAUGAUAGCUGUUCUGUUAUACGCAUGGAAAUUAUCCAAAGCCAGCAAGAUAUUGAUGUACUGAAAAGGAAGUGUCAAAUGAUGGAGAGCGAGCUGAAGAAGACACGAGGACGAGUAAGGAGAAAAGAGAGAUCUUCAAAUCCAGUCAAUAUCGUUUUGAAUAAGCAGAGGAGUAACUCACAGUGGAGAGACGGAGAGAAGGCUGUUGAAGAGGACUCUCAACCCCAGCCUACAGAUGUGGAGCAGAGAGUGGAGACUGAACCCAUACUGAUCAAAGAUGAGGAGACAGCAGAGGAUGUGUGGAAGACUGACCCUCAGGAAGAGUUCAGGAUCACUGGAGAGGAGUCUGGUUCCAAGCCUGGGAAACCACCAUCCUUUGAGCAACGGCACUGUGAUGAGGACUUCAUCACACAACCCAAUAUAUCUCCCAGAGACUCAGUGGAACAUUACCCCAAUUCUGAUCGUCCAGAGGAACCAGGAACACCCCGGCUCGCAUCUACAGAGGUGUUCAGCACAGAGCAGCACCUUUCGGACGAGGACUCACUAGACCUAGUGAUGGUGAAAGAGGAGGAGCUGGAUCAGACCAUGACCCUGGUAGGACCUGACCAGUUUGUCGUGGAUGAGUCUGAUGGGCAGCUGAUGACCUCUUUGGAUCCAGGCAGAGACACUGACCCUGAAGGCCACCCAGAUUUCUCCUUUCAUUCCACAGAAGAGUACUCCCAGAAUAUCUCAAUGGUCCCAUCUCAUAGUGGGCUGCCAUCUGUUCCUACUAUGACAGAUGAUGUAGGGCCAUCGCUUCACUCUAUAUGGAAACCACAUGCUAACAUGUUCAGUGCAGCAAAACACAUGAAAACACAUGUCAGGACAUUGGCUGAUGAGACUAGACAACAGAUGCCAGAGGGACAGAGCAGUAAAAGGCUGAACUCCAAUAAUGAAGGAAAUAGUUUAGCUCUACAGUCAAGGCAGCAUCAAUACAGGGCUUCAGAAGCAACAGUGAGAUUGAGUGAGUGCAUGACAGGGUCAAACAUGGCCACCACCUCCACCUUCUCUGGAUACAGCCUGAGUCACAGUAGUUUUAACAUGGUGAAGAGAAUGAGGACUCAGUGGAGAUCAGGUGGCACCACCGAGAGGCGUUUCAGCUGCACCUUCUGUGGUAAGAGCUUCCCACGUUUCUGGCAGCUCAAAGAACACCUCCGGAGUCACACCGGAGAGAAACCGUACACCUGCGAACAGUGUGGCAGGAGUUUUACCAAGCAGUGCAACUUGAUCAGACAUGCUGUGGUCCACAGUGGGGAGAAACCGUAUGAGUGCACACAGUGUGGGAAAUGCUUCACUCAGCGCUCCAAUAUGACGUCACAUCAGAGAACACACAUAGGAGAGAAUCCAGUGUCUCAAUAUGUGGCACCCGCAUACCCUGGGGAUCCACGCACAAGUUUAAUGUAUGGGCUGGACAAGAUGGCCAGCAGCAAUUUUCAGGCGCAGUUAUUAUCCAUUAUGGAGGUAUUAGCUAAAGCAGCUGUAGCAGAAAUAAACCAACGUGUAGAUGAUAGCUGUGCUGUUAUACGUUUGGAAAUGACCCAAAGCCAGCGAGAUAUUGAUGUACUGAAAAGGAAGUGUCAAAUGAUGGAGAGCGAGCUGAAGAAGACGCAUGGACGAGUCAGGAGAAAAGGUUUUUACCCCAUGGCAUCAGAGAGAUCUUCAUAUCCAGUCAAGAUUGUUUUGAACAAGCAGAGAAGUAGCUCACAGCGGAGAGACCGAGAGAGUGCUGUUGAAGUGGACUCUCAACCGCAGUCUACCGAUGUGGAGCAGGGAGUGAAGACUGAACUCAUACUGAUCAAAGAUGAGGAGACAGCAGAGGACGUGUGGAAGACUGCCCCUCAGGAAGAGCUCAGGAUCACUGGAGAGGAGUCUGGUUCCAAGCCUGGGAAACCACCAUCCUUUGACCAAUGGAACUGUGAUGAAGACUUCAUCACACAACCCAACAUAUCUCCCGAAAACUCAGUUGAACAUUACCCCAAUUCUGAUCGUCCAGAGGAACCAGGAACACCCCGGCUCGCAUCUACAGAGGUGUUCAGUACAGAGCAGCACCGGCCAGCCAAGAGCAAGGACUCACUAGAGCUAGUGAUGGUGAAGGAUGAGAAAGAGGAGGAGCUGGAUCAGACCACGGUCCCGGCAGGACCUGACCAAUUUGUAAUGGAUGACACUGAUGGGCAUCUAUGGACGUCAGUUGAUCCAGGCAGAGAUACUGACCCUGAUGGCCACCCAGAUUUCUCCUUUCAUUCCACGGAAGAGUACUCUCAGAAUAUCUCAAUUUUCCCGUCUCAUGAUAUCGGGCCAUCACUUCACUAUUCUAUUGUGAAACCACAUGCUAACAUGUUCAGUGCAGCAGCACACAUGAAAAGACAUGUCAGGACAUCGGCUGAUGAGACUAGACAACAGAUGCCAGAGGGACAGAGCAGUGAGAUGCUGAUCUCAAAUAAUGUAAGUAAUAGUUUAGCUCUACAGCCAAGGCAGCAUCAAUACAGGGCUUCAGAAGCAACAGUGAGAUUGAGUGAGUGCAUGACAGGGUCAAACAUGGCCACCACCUCCACCUUCUCUGGAUACAGCCUGAGUCACAGUAGUUUUAACAUGGUGAAGAGAAUGAGGACUCAGUGGAGUUCUGGCAGCACCACCGAGAGGCGAUUCAGCUGCACCUUCUGUGGGAAGCGCUUCCAACGUUUCUGGCAGCUCAAAGAACACCUCCGGAGUCACACCGGAGAGAAACCGUACACCUGUGAACAGUGUGGCAAGAGUUUCACCAAGCAGUGCAACCUGAUCAGACAUGCUCUGGUCCACAGUGGGGAGAAACCGUAUGAGUGCACACAGUGUGGGAAAUGCUUCACCCAGCGCUCCAAAAUGACGUCACAUCAGAGAACUCACAUAGGAGAGAGUCCAGUGUCUCAAUAUGUGGCACCCGCAUACCCUGGGGAUCCACGCAGAAGUUUAAUAUUUGGGCUGGACAAGAUGGCCAGCUGCAAUUUUCAGGCUCAGUUUGUAUCCAUUAUGGAGGUAUUGGCUAAAGCAGCUGUAACAGAAAUAAACAAACGCGUAGAUGAUAGCUGUGCUGUUAUACGUUUGGAAAUUACCCAAAGCCAGCGAGAUAUUGAUGUACUGAAAAGGAAGUGUCACAUGAUGGAGAGCGAGCUGAAGAAAACGCGCAGACGAAAGGGUUUUUACCCCAUGGCAUCGGAGAGAUCUCCAUAUCCAGUCAAGAUUGUUUCGAACAAGCAGAGGACUAGCUCACAGUGGAGAGACAGCGAGAUGUCUGUUGAAGGGGACUCUCAACCCCAGCCUACUGAUGUGGAGCAGAGAGUGGAGACUGAACCCAUACUGAUCAAAGAUGAGGAGACAGCAGAGGAUGUGUGGAAGACUGACCCUCAGGAAGAGCUCAGGAUCACUGGAGAGGAGUCUGGUUCCAAGCCUGGGAAACCACCAUCCUUUGAGCAACAGCUCUGUGAUGAGGACUUCAUCACGCAACCCAAUAUAUCUCCCAGAGACUCAGUGGAACAUCACCCCAGUUCUGAUCAUCCAGAGGAACCAGGAACACCCUGGCUAUCAUCUACAGAUGUGUUCAGCACAGAGCAGCACCGGCCAGACGAGGACUCACUAGACCUCGUGCUGGUGAAGGAUGAGAAAGAGGAGGAGUUAGAUCCGACCACGGCCCUGGCAGGACCUGACCAGUUUGUUAUGGAUGAGACUGAUGGGCAGCUGUGGACCUCUGUGAAUCCAGGCAGAGACACUGACCCUGAUGGCCACCCAGAUUUCUCCUUUCAUUCCACAGAAGAGUACUCUCAGAAUAUCUCAAUUUUCCCAUCUCAUAGUGGGCUGCCAUCUGUUCCUACCAUGACAGAUGAAGUGGGGCCAUCGCUUCACUCUUCUAUAUGGAAACCACAUGCUAACAUGUUCAGUGCAGCAGCACACAUGAAAAGACAUAUCAGGACAAUGGCUGAUGAAACUAGACAACAGAUGCCAGAGGCACAGAGCAGUGAGAUGCUGAACUCAAGUAAUGAAGGAAAUAGUUUAGCUCUACAGCCAAGACUGCAUCAAUACAGGGCUUCAGAAGCAACAGUGAGAUUGAGUGAGUGCAUGACAGGGUCAAACAUGGCCACCACCUCCACCUUCUCUGGAUACAGCCUGAGUCACAGUAGUUUUAACAUGGUGAAGAGAAUGAGGACUCAGUGGAGAUCAGGUGGCACCACUGAGAGGCGUUUCAGCUGCACCUUUUGUGGGAAGAGCUUCCAGCGUCUGUGCCAGCUCAAAGUACACCUCCGGAGUCACACCGGAGAGAAACCGUACACCUGUGAACAGUGUGGCAGGAGUUUUACCAAGCAGUGCAACCUAAUCAGACAUGCUCUGGUCCACACCGGGGAGAAACCGUAUGAGUGCACACAGUGUGGGAAAUGCUUCACCCAGCGCUCCAAAAUGAAGUCACAUCAAAGGACUCACAUAGGGGAGGGUCCAGUCUCUCAAUACGUGGUACCCGCAUUCCCUGGGGAUCCACACACAAGUUUAUUGUUGUCUCAGAACAGAUGGAAUAAAUAUUCUAACCAUUGUGAGAAAUUGAAAUUAACGGAUUGUUUAUUGCACAUUGGCUCGAGAUUUGUAGACUAUUUACUUAAUCACAGAGAAUACUGGCUGAACAAGAUGGCCAGCUGCAAUUUUCAGGCGCAGUUGGUCUCCUUAAUGGAGGUUUUAGCUAAAGCAGCUGUAGCAGAAAUAAACCAACGUGUAGAUGAUAGCUGUGCAGUUAUACGUUUGGAAAUGACCCAAAGCCAGCGAGAUAUUGAUUUACUGAAAAGGAAGUGUCAAGUGAUGGAGAGCGAGCUGAAGAAAACACAACGAGUCAGGAGAAAAGGUUUUUACCCCAUGGCAUCAGAGAGAUCUUCAUAUCCAGUCAAGAUUGUUUUGAACAGGCAGAGGAGUAGCUCACAGUGCAGAGAUGAAGAGCUGGCUGUUGAAGAAGACUCUCAACCCCUGCCUACUGAUGUGGAGCAGAGAGUGGAGACUGAACCCAUACUGAUCAAAGAUGAGGAGACAGCAGAGGAUGUGUGGAAGACUGACCCUCAGGAAGAGCUCAGGAUCACUGGAGAGGAGUCUGGUUCCAAGCCUGGGAAACCACCAUCCUUUGAGCAACGGCACUGUGAUGAGGACUUCAUCACACAACCCAAUAUAUCUCCCAGAGACUCCGUGGUACAUUACCCCAAUUCUGAUCGUCCAGAGGAACCAGGAACACCCCGGCUCGCAUCUACAGAGGUGUUCAGUACAGAGCAGCACCGGCCAGACGAGGAUGACGACUCAUUAGACCUAGUGAUGGUGAAGGAUGAGAAAGAGGAGGAGUUAGAUCAGACCACGGUCCUGACAGGAUCUGACCAGUUUGUUAUGGAUGAGUCUGAUGGGCAGCUGUGGACCUCUGUGGGUCCAGGCAGAGACACUGACCCUGAUGGCCACCCAGAUUUCUCCUUUCAUUCCACAGAAGAGUACUCUCAGAAUAUCUCAAUGGUCCCAUCUCAUAGUGGGCUGCCAUCUGUUCCUACUAUGAUAGAUGAAGUGGGGCCAUCGCUUCACUCUUCUAUAUGGAAACCACAUGCUAACAUGUUCAGUGCAGCAAAACACAUGACAAGACAUGUCAGGACAUUGGCUGAUGAGACUAGACAACAGAUGCCCGAGGGACAGAGCAGUGAGAUGCUGAACUCAAGUAAUGAAGGAAAUAGUUUAGCUCUACAGUCAAGGCAGCAUCAAUACAGGGCUUCAGAAGCAACAGUGAGAUUGAGUGAGUGCAUGACAGGGUCAAACAUGGCCACCACCUCCACCUUCUCUGGAUACAGCCUGAGUCACAGUAGUUUUAACAUGGUGAAGAGAAUGAGGACUCAUUGGAGAUCAGGCGGCACCACCGAGAGGCGUUUCAGCUGCACCUUCUGUGGUAAGAGCUUCCAGCGUUUCAGCGAGCUCAAAGUACACCUACGGAGUCACACCGGAGAGAAACCGUACACCUGUGAACAGUGUGGCAGGAGUUUUACCCAGCAGUGCAACCUGAUCAGACAUGCUCUGGUCCACACUGGGGAGAAGCCCUACAAGUGCACACAGUGUGGGAAAUGCUUCACCCAGCGCUCCAAAAUGACGUCACAUCAAAGAACUCACAUAGGGGAGAGUCCAGUGUCUCAAUACGGGGCACCCACAUACCCUGCGGAUCCACAAACAAGUUUAAUGUUGUCUCAGAACAGAUGGAACAAAUAGUUAAUAAUCAUAUCAUUUUUCUUUAACACUUUCUAUGUGAAAAUGUGGUACAGAAAGUAUGUUGAGACAUGUUGAUAAGCUUUUUCUUCCAAUUGAUUUGUGAAAGGAUUUUCAUGUUUGACUCUUGUCUGCUCCUCGUUUUCAUUUUAACAACUUAUUUACAACUGGUAACAAUGUGUAUUUCUACCACAAAAUCAUAAAACCAUAUUAUAUUCAAUCAAACUGAUUUAAUAAUCAAGUCAAUCUGCGCUUUUAGAUCAAUAAUACAGUGCCUUUGGAAAGUAUUCAGACCCCUUGACUUUUUCCACAUUUUGUUAGGUUACAGCCUUUUUCUAAAAUUGAUUAAAUGUUUAAAAAAUCUCAGCAAUCUACACAAAGUACCCCAUAAUGACAAAGUGAAAACAGAUUUUUAGAUUUUGCGAAGUAAAAUAAAAAAUAAAAACAGACCUUAUUUUAAUAAGGAUUCAGACCUUUUUCUAUGUUACUCGAAAUUGAGCUCAAGUACAUCCUGUUUCCAUUGACCAUCCUUGAGAUGUUUCUACCACUUCAUUGGAUUUCACCUGUGGUAAAUUCAAUUGAUUGGACAUGAUUUGGAAAGGCACACACCUGUCUAUAUGUCCACAGUGGACAGUGCAUGCCAGAGCUCCGAGACAGGAUUGUGUCGAGGCAUAGAUCUGGGGAAGGGUACCAAAAUAUUUCUAAAGCAUUGAAGGUCCCCAAGAACACACGGGCCUCCAUCAUUCUUAAAUGGAAGAAGUUUGGAACCACCAAGACUCUUCCUAGAGCUUGCAGCCCGGCAAAAGGGAGGUGACCAAGAACCCGAUAGUCACUCAGAGUUUUAGAGUUCCUCUGUGGAGAUGGGAGAACCUUCCAGAAGGACAACCAUCUCUGCAGCCCUCCACCAAUCAGGCCUUUAUGGUAGAGUGGCCAGACGGAAGCCACCCCUCAGUAAAAGGCACAUGACAGCCCGCUUGGAGUUUGGAGACUCUCAGACCAUGAGAAACAAGAUUCUCUCGUCUAAUGGAACCAAGAUUGAACUCUUUGGCCUGAAUGCCAAGCGUGACAUCUGGAGUAAACCUGGAACCAUCCCUAUGGUGAAGCAUGGUGGUGGUGGCAGCAUGCUGUUGGGAUGAUUUUCAGCGACAGGGACUGGGAGAUUAGUCAGGAUCGAGGCAAAGAUGAACGGAGCAAAGUACAGAGAGAUCCUUGAUGAAAACCCGCUCCAGAGCGCUCAGGACCUCAGACUGGGGUGAAGGGUCAACUUAUAUUAGGACAACGACCCUAAGCACACAGCCAAGACAACUAAGGAGAGGUUUUGGGACAAGUCUCUGAAUGUCCUUGAGUGGCCCAGCCAGAGCCCGGACUUGAACCCGAUCAAAAAUCUCUGGAGAGACCUGAAAAUAGCUGUGAUGCAACACUCCCCAUCCAACCUGACCGAGCUUGAAUGGAUCUGCAGAGAAGAAUGGGAGAAACCCCCCAAAUACAGUUGUGCCAAGCUUGUAGCGGCAUACCCAAGACGACUCGAGGCUGUAAUCACUGCCAAAGGUGCUUCAACAAAGUACUGAGUAAAGGAUCUGAGACCUUAUGUAAAUGUCAUAUUUCAGUUUUUUAUAUUUUAUAAAUUAGCUACAAUUUCUAAAAACUGUUUUUGCUUUGUCAUUUUGGGGUAUUGUGUGUAGAUUGAUGAGGGGAAAAAACGAUUUAAUACAUUUUAGAACAAGGCUGUAAGGUAACAAAAUGUGGAAAAAGUCAAGUGGUCUGAAUACUUUCCAAAGGCACUCUAUAUACAGUGCCUUGCGAACGUAUUCGGCCCCCUUGAACUUUGCGACCUUUUGCCACAUUUCAGGCUUCAAAAAUAAAGAUAUAAAACUGUAUUUUUUUGUGAAGAAUCAACAACAAGUGGGACACAAUCAUGAAGUGGAACGACAUUUAUUGGAUAUUUCAAACUUUUUUAACAAAUCAAAAACUGAAAAAUUGGGCGUGCAAAAUUAUUCAGCCCCUUUACUUUCAGUGCGGCAAACUCUCUCCAGAAGUUCAGUGAGGAUCUCUUAAUGAUCCAAUGUUGACCUAAAUGACUAAUGAUGAUAAAUACAAUCCACCUGUGUGUAAUCAAGUCUCCGUAUAAAUGCACCUGCACUGUGAUAGUCUCAGAGGUCCGUUAAAAGCGCAGAGAGCAUCAUGAAGAACAAGGAACACACCAGGCAGGUCCGAGAUACUGUUGUGAAGAAGUUUAAAGCCGGAUUUGGAUACAAAAAGAUUUCCCAAGCUUUAAACAUCCCAAGGAGCACUGUGCAAGCGAUAAUAUUGAAAUGGAAGGAGUAUCAGACCACUGCAAAUCUACCAAGACCUGGCCGUCCCUCUAAUCUUUCAGCUCAUACAAGGAGAAGACUGAUCAGAGAUGCAGCCAAGAGGCCCAUGAUCACUCUGGAUGAACUGCAGAGAUCUACAGCUGAGGUGGGAGACUCUGUCCAUAGGACAACAAUCAGUCGUAUAUUGCACAAAUCUGGCCUUUAUGGAAGAGUGGCAAGAAGAAAGCCAUUUCUUAAAGAUAUCCAUAAAAAGUGUUGUUUGCCACAAGCCACCUGGGAGACACACCAAACAUGUGGAAGAAGGUGCUCUGGUCAGAUGAAACCAAAAUUGAACUUUUUGGCAACAAUGCAAAAUGUUAUGUUUGGCGUAAAAGCAACACAGCGCAUCACCCUGAACACACCAUCCCCACUGUCAAACAUGGUGGCAGCAUCAUGGUUUGGGCCUGCUUUUCUUCAGCAGGGACAGGGAAGAUGGUUAAAAUUGAUGGGAAGAUGGAUGGAGCCAAAUACAGGACCAUUCUGGAAUAUAACCUGAUGGAUUCUGCAAAAGACCUGAGACUGGGACGGAGAUUUGUCUUCCAACAAGACAAUGAUCCAAAACAUAAAGUAAAAUCUACAAUGGAAUGGUUCAAAAAUAAACAUAUCCAGGUGUUAGGAUGGCCAAGUCAAAGUCCAGACCUGAAUCCAAUUGAGAAUCUGUGGAAAGAACUGAAAACUGCUGUUCACAAAUGCUCUCCAUCCAACCUCACUGAGCUCGAGCUGUUUUGCAAGGAGGAAUGGGAAAAAAUUUCAGUCUCUCGAUGUGCAAAACCGAUAGAGACAUACCCCAAGCGACUUACAGCUGUAAUCGCAGCAAAAGGUGGCGCUACAAAGUAUUAACUUAAGGGGGCUGAAUAGUUUUGCACGCCCAAUUUUUCAGUUUUUGAUUUGUUAAAAAAGUUUGAAAUAUCCAAUAAAUGUCGUUCCACUUCAUGAUUGUGUCCCACUUGUUGAUUCUUCACAAAGAAAUACAGUUUUAUAUCUUUAUGUUUGAAGCCUGAAAUGUGGCAAAAGGUCGCAAAGUUCAAGGGGGCCGAAUACUUUCGCAAGGCACUGUAGGAGCCAUUUAGUAUGUGUUGUCUAGUAUUUGACUAUCUGGGAUGUCACUUCUUGCCACAAGGGACAGUCAUAUCAGGUCAAGUUAAUAACUAAAUUCAUUUGGAUUUUCUGAGUUAUAUUUUGAAGUUACUAUGCUGCCUUAAAAUGGCUUUUGUAGUCUCAAAACUAGGCAAUAAAAUAUUUAUUUCAGUCAAAUAGGCUAUACAUGUUCAUACAACUUUACAUUUUACAUCUGGAAACUACACUUUUACUGUGAACAUUGUCUAAACUGACACCACUGAUACUUUAUAAAACUGAUCAUCUUAAUCGAGACUCAUUACAUAUUGUAAAUGGCUAAAUAGAUAAGAGAAAUAGAUUGAUAUGAUUGGUAGUUUGUAUGAUUUACUGGUUCAUUGAUUUGUCAAUCAGCAGAGGUGGAGAUAAUUAGGGAGAUAUAUAGAAAGAGAACGCAAGAGAGAAAGAGAGAGUAGGAAGUCAACAGGGGAAGUUUAGGUGUUUCUUGCAUUAUCGCUUGCUGCUGCUUGGUUGUGCUGGUGCAGAGUGAAGGUAGGAACAGUCUUAACUCUCUUUCUUAUUCUUUGUUUUUACCUCAGUCACCCCGGAACUCGUGAGGAGUAACAAUGACAGUGUGUUAGUAGUGGGAUGGUCGGGGUCAGGUGUAUAAACCGGUGGGGUCAGGCUUCGAGGCUUCAUGUUCUACAACAGGCCUGUAGUCAAAAUAACAUAAAAUUCAAUUGACUUCCACUGUAGUGAGAGGGCCAAAAUGUCAACAGGAGGAGAGGGCCUCUAUCAGUCACAGAGAACAACCAGAGCCGUGGUUAGGGGUGUCGGGGUGUCCAUCAGCAUACUCAUACACAUUUUGAGAAUGGAGUUUUAUAGUUACGAGGUGACAUCUCGCUCCUUGCAUACCUUCAAAAAUGAUUUGGCAAUACCAUAAUCUUAAACAAUAAAUGACAUUUGACUAAAUAAAAAUCCACCGCUGUCGAACCGUUUAAAAUGUCUUUAGAAAUGUCUCCUAUGUUUCCAUUACACGUCACAAUGUUGCGACAUUGCUUUUGUCGAAUAAAGCUGGGUCAAUGGAAUCCUGCCUAUUGUAUACACACACAGACACACAUGCAAUCAUGAUUCACUUAUUCUCACAAAGAUACAGGCAACAGCCAAAGUAAUGGAAACACUUGAGUAAAUGAGGGAUACAAAGGUAUAUUGAAAACAGGUGCUUCCACACAGGUGUGGUUCCUGUGUUAAUUAAGCAAUAAACAGCCCAUCAUGCUUAGGGUUAUGUAUAAAAAUGUUGAACAGGACAUUGUUUUGGCUACCAUGGCUAUGCCCCAUAGGAUGACAAUGACCCCAUCCAUAGGGCACAAAUGGUCACAGAAUGUUUGAUGAGUAUGAAAACGAUGUAAACCAUAUGACAUGGCCGUCUCAGUCACCAGAUCUCAACCCAAUUAUGGGAGAUUCUGGAGCGGGGCCUGAGGCAGCCUUUUCCACCACCAUCAAUAAAAACAACAAAUGAUGGAAUUUCUCAUGGAGGAAUAGUGUUACAUCCCUCCAAUAGAGUUCAGAAUCUAUGCCAAAGUGCAUUGAAGCUGUUCUAGCUCGUAGUGGCUCAACGCCCUAUUACAACACUUUAUGUUGGUUCUUCCUUUAUUUUGGCAGUUACCUGUAUAUCAGUACUACUGUUAUGCAUAUUCACUCGUGCAGCUCAAUCAACACUACUUGCUCUCUUCUUCUACACACUAAUAUGCAAUACUCUUUAUAUCUAAUACCUUCACUUAUAUAUGUACAUGCCUUUAAAAACCAAAGAGAAGGACCUCAAUGUAAAUCAGCAAUAAUUCAUGUAUUAUGCAAUAGUUACUUGAAAUAUAUAAUGAAAUUCAGUUUAUUUGAAGGUUCUAUGAAACUAGUUUUGUUUCCCAACUGUGUGUCAAAUAAGUUAUAUCCCCUUUCAAUCCUUUAAUAAAUACCAUAUCACAGUU